UUGGCCCGUAUGAAUAAAAAGUAGUAAUCCACAUUUUACUACAAUUUUAGUAGUAUUUACUACAAUUGUAGUAAAAUGGUAUGAAUAAAAGAUUGUUUACUACACUACAAUUUUCGAACAACUACUUUUGUGGAACAUGUUCAUCGUGUGGUAUGAAUAAAAGUAGUAAAUACUACAAUUUAUUUGUAGUCUGCUCUGGAGCAUGCUACAAAGUUGUUUUCAGCGAGUGGUUUUGCAGUCAAUUCAGAAAAAAAAAACAAGAUAUGGCUAUGUUUAUGAAUUUGAGUGAACGUCGUCAGAAAAUUUACGUAAAUAGACGCAACACCAACAGUGACAACUACAGAAAUUUGUAUCGAUUUACGGAAGAGAACGUUGAAUGGUUGACCGAAGAGUUUUUGGCUAGCUGUUCCGAAACCCGAGGAGGAGCACUGAAUCGCGAUAGAAAGAUGCGUACAUUUCUUCGCUAUAUUGGCGACCCCGGUUUUCAGGUUGGCGUUGGAGAGGUUAUUGGUAUUCAUCAAACCACAGCAUGCAAGACUAUAUGGGAUGUGUGUCAGAAAAUUACCGAAAAGGUAGACCGUUGGAUUCAAUUUCCUAACUCAAUUGAGGACAUGAAGCGUGCACAGGUUCUUUGGUCAAAAAAUCACAAGUUCCCACAGGCAAUUGGCGCAAUUGAUUGUACUCAUGUUCUAAUAAUGAAGCCGCAUGACCAUGGUGACGAAUUUGUGAACAGGAAGGGGUCUGCCUCUUUUAAUAUCCAGGCAACUUGUGAUGGUAAAGAAGCAUUUACUUCCAUUGACUGUUCCUGGCCAGGUUCUGUACAUGAUUCAAGAAUUUGGAAAAAUUCGGCUAUUCAUAACAUCAUGAAUGAAAACUCUUCUGGCGCAAUUCUUUUGGGAGACGAAGGAUAUGGAAUCGCACCGUGGUUGAUGACCCCUUACCGCAAUCCGGAUAUGCCACAGCAAAUGAAUUACAAUAAAAUUCACAGUCGUGAGCGGGUGGUGAUUGAGCGUGUGUUUGGUCAAGUUAAAAGACGUUUCCCUAUUUUAAAGUCCAAGAUACGGAUAAGGACCGACAGAAUUCCAACAAUAAUCUUAGCCUGCUUUAUCUUACAUAAUGUGGCGAAAUAUCUCGGAGAAGAGGAAUUUGAAGACGAUUCGGCGGAUCUACGAUUGCAUGUUGCACCAGCAAAUGAGAAUAGAAACGACACCAUCAAAAUGAGAGGCGAUUCACGUCGAGAUUUGAUUUCACAGUUUUUAUUCGAUAGAACAAAUGUAUUAUAA
Aedes albopictus (Asian tiger mosquito) is the source of this 1283-nucleotide messenger RNA. RefSeq names its product putative nuclease HARBI1. The transcript has 2 exons. Bases 81 to 1283 code for a protein of 400 amino acids. The record is from RefSeq and is a predicted model, not a curated record. Lineage: Eukaryota; Metazoa; Arthropoda; Insecta; Diptera; Culicidae.